This is a messenger RNA of Cyclopterus lumpus (lumpfish), 1314 nucleotides long. It is a transcript of the gene nptx2b, whose product is annotated as neuronal pentraxin IIb. The record is from RefSeq and is a predicted model, not a curated record. NCBI's taxonomy places the organism in Eukaryota, Metazoa, Chordata, Actinopteri, Perciformes, Cyclopteridae. The coding region runs from base 1 to 1314 and encodes 437 amino acids. The transcript has 5 exons.
AUGUUGUCACUCUUGUGCGCACUGUUAUGCGUUAGUGCGCGUGUCAGCGGUCAACUCAGCGGCCGGGAGGACGAUGGAAAGCGAUACAUCUGCCGGGCUGUACCCCUCAGCGGCGAUUCAAGUUGCCCUGUGACUUUGUUACCAGAGCUGAAUGCCGGGAGCCAGGAAGAGGAGCUCAGGAAUACCGUCAUGCAGCUACGAGAGACAAUUUUACAGCAGAAAGAAACAAUUUCCAAACAGAUAGGCACCAUCAAUGAGCUAACCACCAAGCUGUCCCUCUGCGCCUCAGCCACCGACGAUAGGAAGUACGGCAAAGAGGGUUCCUGGGGCAAAGAAAAGCAAAAUACAAUGGGGGAUGUUCCCAGAGAUCCAAAUGACACAAUAGACAGUCUUGGAAAAACCAUGCAAGGGCUCAAGGACCGACUGGAGAAUUUGGAGCAACAGCAUCUGCGAGCCAACAUAUCCGGCGCCUCGUUCCCCAGUGAGCUGCGCGACCUGCUGCAGCGCCGGCUCAGGGAGCUGCAGAAGCAGCUCUUGAAGAAAGUCAGCAGCCUGGAGGAGGAGAAGAGCAUACUGUCCAACGCCACAGCCGCCUACCGGCUGAAGACAGAGAGCACGCUCAGCGCCCUGGUGGACAGGAUCAGUGAGCUGGAGAAAGGGGGAGGAGACUUCAAGUCCCCAGAGCUCUUUAAGCUGUCCCUUCCCCAGCGGACCAACUACCUGUACGGCCGCAUCACCAAGAGCCUGCCAGAGAUGUACGCUUUCACACUCUGCAUGUGGAUCAAGUCCAGCGCCAGUCCUGGCAUAGGCACGCCUUUCUCUUACGGUGUACCGGAGCAAGCGAAUGAGAUUGUGCUGAUCGAAUGGGGCAAUAACCCAAUAGAGCUGCUCAUCAAUGACAAGGUUGCCCAGUUGCCGUUGGAGGUACGUGAUGGAAGGUGGCACCACAUCUGCAUCUCCUGGACCACACGGGACGGCCAAUGGGACGCUUACCAAGAUGGAGGGAAGCUGGGCACUGGCGACAACCUGGCAGCCUGGCACCCCAUCAAACCCGGGGGGGUCAUCAUCCUUGGACAGGAGCAGGACGUGGUGGGCGGGCGCUUUGAUGCUGGACAGGCCUUCGUGGGUGAGCUGAGUCAGGUGAACAUUUGGGACCGUGUUCUGAAGCCGGUCGAGAUCCAGUCCAUGGCAAACUGCAGCGCUUACAUCCCCGGAAAUGUGAUCUCCUGGCUAGCAACCAACGUUGAGGUUUUUGGGAGGGGAGCGUUCAAGCGGCCCUUGGAGAUGUGUCAGGAGCGACUGCCGAAUGCUUAA